CGGCAGUUCCAGAUCUCACAUAUUACAAAAGUUUGGCCGCGUUUUUCGCACGGCCGCUGCGCGACGGGGCGAGGAUCAUCUCUCCGUCCCGUGCGUAUCCCCUGCGACGGCGUGGUCCUGAACUGUGGACCCGCAGACACUGAGAAGAUAGAGCAAGUUAAAGGGGUAACAUAUAGUCUAGAAGAAUUCUUAGGUGAAAAUAAAUGGUCAAAAUCAAAGGACAAAGAUUAUUAUAACUCAUUAUUGACUAACAAGAACAAUAUACUACACCAAUGUAUUAUAUAUUUGGCUCCCGGUGACUAUCAUAGAUUUCAUUCUCCGUGUGACUGGACAGCAAAUUUCCGACGUCAUUUCUCAGGAAAGCUUUUGUCUGUAAAUCCUUGGAUGGCCCGUCUAAUACCUGGACUUUUCACUAUGAAUGAAAGAGCUGUAUAUGUUGGUAAAUGGCAGCACGGAUUCUUCAGUAUGACGGCAGUAGGGGCGACUAAUGUUGGUUCCAUAGAAAUCUAUGCUGAUCCAGAAUUGCGUACAAAUACUAAAGGAGGGAGGAACAGGAUUGACGAAGCUGACUUAGGAGACUUGCCGAUCAAGAAGGGAGAGCUGUUUGGCCAGUUCAACAUGGGUAGCACGAUUAUUCUGCUGUUUGAAGCUCCAAAGGAAUUCAAAUUUGAUUUUGCAUCUGGUGACAGAGUACAGGUGGGCCAAGGAUUGACCAUGACAGCCAAAGCGCAAGCGAGAUGACCAGUUUAUUCCGAUUUAGUUCAUGUUGCCCAACUAGCACUUGUUUUCUAUGUGAUAAUGCUUAUAAUUUGAAUAUUAUGAGAGCAUUGAGGCUUUGAAAGUGUCAAGGAUACGAUUUGGUGGUUUUGCUACGUACCCUAAGCUUGAAUUAUUAGAUUUUUAAAACCAUCUCAUUAUUGUGAUCCGAAAUAGAAUGUACAAAAAAAAACAUAGUAUCUAAUGUACUUAUAUCCAAACUUUGUUAAUCUUAUAGAUUUAUAUAGGUAUAUUAUGUAGAUUUAAAUAAAAGUAUCAAAUACAGUGUUUUUAAAAUAUCCAGGAGUUUUUAAUGUUUGUAUGUAUGCUCAACUCAAAUAUUAGUAUUAACUUUGCUACUUCAUCACUAUAAUUACUUUUUAUUUACAAAUAGAGCAUUCACUAUAUUUUUUAAGAUAAAAAAACUAGUGAACAUGCCCUGUUUUGUUAUUUAUUAUUCUUAGUUGAGUAUUUAUCAUGAGUGCGACAGAUGAUUCACACAUUCAUGGUCUUAUGUGUGUUUAUAGCCUUAGAUAUGUAUGAUAUGAGUAUGAUUUCCUAUUAACAUCCUAUUUUGCAAUCGACUCUGAGGCAAUGUUUUGGUUGGAUGAGUGAAACUUUAUUUCGUUAUUAUAAAAACAAAUAGGCAUAUACAUAGGCGCACUUUUCUAGAAUUGAUUCUAUUUAUAAAUUUUUAUAUUAUGUCUUUCCCAUCACGGAACAAUGGUAUUCCGGACCUUUGGGAGGCGUGCGCGGGGCCGAAGCCAACACGUAGAGGCCCUUUCGACACUUUAAUGAAAUGUAAGGGGUACACCGAGCGGAUGUUGCCAAUUUUUAUAUUUAUUAUUAUUUAUUUUAUUUAUUAUGAUACACAUAACCAGUAGUUUGUGCUAGUUAAAGAAAGAAAUUUAUAAUUCAGUUAUAUUUUGUUUUUUUACUCGUUUCUUUGAACAAUUUUUUUUUAAUUUGUGUGACCAUAGUUUAGAUAUUUGCAGACAUUUUUUUAUAGUUCUUAUAAUUUUAAAUAAUAUAAUGUGUAAAUAAUUACGUACGUACGUUAGAAUAAAUAUUCAUUCAUUGUUCAUUUCAAAAACAGAGAAAUUAAAUUGAUGGAAUUACUUAAUAGGCAUUCUCCACACGAGUUUUUUUUUUUUCAAUAAAUCAUAUCCGAAAUAUUAUUUUUAGUAUUUUUCAUUAAAAAAAAACAGUUCGUGUGUAGCUGGUUUAAACACCUGUGUGUUCCGUAAAAAAUAAAGAGUUGUUGAGUUGCCAAUAUGAAUGACUUUUUAUGUAAGAUUUUUGUAGUUGGAUCUCUUAUUUUUAAAUAUACCUAUAAGAAUGACAAGAACCGAAAUUAUGUAAAGAAGGAGAAUAUUGUAAUAAAGUAUUUACAUACA
This is a messenger RNA of Leguminivora glycinivorella, 2153 nucleotides long. It is a transcript of the gene Pisd, whose product is annotated as phosphatidylserine decarboxylase proenzyme, mitochondrial. Lineage: Eukaryota; Metazoa; Arthropoda; Insecta; Lepidoptera; Tortricidae. Gene Ontology annotation, biological process: phosphatidylethanolamine biosynthetic process. The annotation marks the transcript as partial. The record is from RefSeq and is a predicted model, not a curated record. The transcript has a single exon. Gene Ontology annotation, cellular component: mitochondrion. Gene Ontology annotation, molecular function: phosphatidylserine decarboxylase activity.